AUGCCCGCGACGCCCAUGAAGCUCCGGCUGCGGAGCCAAGCCCAUGCGGACAACAUCACGAAGCGAGGCCACGUGGCGUCCAGCGCUCGGGGACCACGCGACGCUGGGUACCGGGUUGGCCCGAUGCUGCUCGGCUUCUUCGUCUUUGUCAUUGUCGGAUCGUCUUUGCUCCAGAUUCUGCGCGCCGUCCAAGGCACGGGGCCUCUCUGA
Molecule: messenger RNA, 210 nt
Organism: Saprolegnia diclina VS20
Lineage: Eukaryota; Oomycota; Saprolegniomycetes; Saprolegniales; Saprolegniaceae
Exons: 2
Coding region: 1-210 (69 amino acids)
Biological process (GO): endoplasmic reticulum unfolded protein response
Cellular component (GO): endoplasmic reticulum
Source: RefSeq, a predicted model, not a curated record